AUGAGGGAACUGCAUCGUGUUGGCAUGGUGGCGACAAUGGCCGAAUUUACGCAGUCUCUCUUGCGCAUCAGAACCAGCAGCCCUGAUGUUAGCACUGACGCUAGAGAGGUUCAUUUCUCAAUCAACGAACGCGAAUCGCCUCACAAUGUCAGCAGCGUAACAGCGGGUGAGAAGUCGCAGGCUAGACACGGCAUACAUUGCCGCAGCAGCAAUAGCAUCUGCAGCAACAACAACUGCUACAAGAGAACCAACCCCUUUGAAGUGCCCUCAGAACAGCUCAGUCAACGACUCUGUUCACCAUCAAUGUUUCGUUCCAGAAGCCCUGAACAGCCGUCAUCAUCACGCUCGUUCAAAUGGUCAAUCGAACAGAUGGCCGAGCUUUUCCCGGUUAACAUUGACGAAGAAGAGCUAAGUUCUGUCCAGCCAGAAGAAAGCUACGACCCGUUUGAGGAGCAGUUGCAGCAGGCCAUCGACCUGUUCUUCUCUUCCCAGCAAAUCGUUCCGUCACCAUCGGAGCCUUUAUUGCGGGUGUGGAGUGCAACUCAAGCGGUCGUUGGUGAAAACAGUGGCAUGCAAACGGGACGAGAGCUUCACACAGCCACAGUGUGGAGCCGAAGGACACCUUCAGAGCUCCCAGAGGUUGACCUUUGUGCAGUUUUGAGGGACACGGCUGAAAACAGACAAACAGACCGCGAAGAGAUCACUAGCCGCAGAUCCGUUAAGCGUAGGCUGUUCUCUAACGCUUUUGAAGAAGAAAUAAACAACGAGAGUUGGAGCUGUCAGCCACUAAGCCCAACGACCGACGACUCCAUGGAAGGGCCCUCUUCCACGAUGCCUCUUCACAUGGUCCUGCAGUCGACUCCUAUCAGGGAUGGCGGUUUCAUGCGCAGUAGUUGGAAUCGGCCUUCUGAUCUAGAAGAUAGAAUCACACGGCUGUCCCCCAUAUGCGCCAUACGUGGUUCAAGGUCACUGCAUGCGGUGACACCAUCGGACCACUAA
Molecule: messenger RNA, 999 nt
Organism: Rhipicephalus microplus (southern cattle tick)
Lineage: Eukaryota; Metazoa; Arthropoda; Arachnida; Ixodida; Ixodidae
Product: protein aurora borealis-like
Source: RefSeq, a predicted model, not a curated record